Sphenostylis stenocarpa is the source of this 168-nucleotide messenger RNA. NCBI's taxonomy places the organism in Eukaryota, Viridiplantae, Streptophyta, Magnoliopsida, Fabales, Fabaceae. The record is from the annotation of a GenBank genome assembly.
AUGGAGGUAGUGGUCCAGGUGCAAAAGAAUCAAGCUCAAACAGUAGAAAGAAACAAAGGGCGGAGGAAAAGGCAAAGCACGGAGGCUCUAGGAAUAGGGUUGGGUUGUAUUUCAGAGUACCAUUCCCCUUGCCUUCGUAAGUAUGAAACAGGUUCAUUUAAAGAGUAG